GACCCAGCGGGCCGCCUCCCGUGGCAGGCGCGGGGCGAGCGGGAGCCGCGCGGAGCCCGGGCCCAUGGUGCGCCCGUGUCCGUCGGUCGGGCCGCGCGGGCGGCUCCGCGCGUGGCCCGGCGCUCGCGAGCUCGCCCCCUCGCUGCGGGCCCGGCCCGCCCGCUGCCGCCGCCUCCUCCCCCGGGGCGGCGCGGCGCCUGCGGGCGGCGGCGCGGAGGCCGGACCGGGCGGCGGCCCAAGCGGCGCGGGGGGCGCGGCGGCCAAGGCGGGCGACAUGACGGACAACAUCCCGCUGCAGCCGGUGCGCCAGAAGAAGCGGAUGGACAGCAGGCCCCGCGCCGGGUGCUGCGAGUGGCUGAGAUGCUGUGGCAGAGGGGAGCCCAGGCCCCGCACAGUCUGGCUGGGGCACCCCGAGAAGAGGGACCAGAGGUACCCUCGAAAUGUCAUCAACAAUCAGAAGUAUAACUUGUUUACCUUUCUUCCUGGGGUGCUGUUUAACCAGUUCAAAUACUUUUUCAACCUCUAUUUCCUGCUACUCGCCUGCUCCCAGUUUGUUCCUGAAAUGAGGCUUGGAGCGCUCUAUACCUACUGGGUUCCCCUGGGCUUUGUGCUGGCCGUCACCAUCAUCCGAGAGGCGGUAGAGGAGAUCCGAUGCUAUGUGCGGGACAAGGAAGUCAACUCCCAGGUCUACAGCCGGCUCACAGCAAGAGGGACAGUGAAGGUAAAAAGCGCCAACAUUCAAGUUGGAGAUCUUAUCAUUGUUGAAAAGAAUCAGCGGGUCCCUGCUGACAUGAUCUUCCUGAGGACAUCAGAAAAAAAUGGGUCCUGCUUCCUGCGGACAGACCAGCUGGACGGGGAGACGGACUGGAAGCUGCGGCUGCCCGUGGCCUGCACGCAGAGACUCCCCACUGCCGCCGAUCUUCUUCAGAUUCGAUCGUAUGUCUAUGCAGAGGAGCCAAACAUUGACAUCCACAACUUCGUGGGAACCUUUACCAGAGAGGACAGCGACCCUCCAAUCAGUGAGAGCCUGAGCAUAGAGAACGCGCUGUGGGCCGGCACUGUCAUCGCGUCAGGAACCGUGGUUGGUGUUGUUCUCUAUACUGGCAGGGAACUCCGGAGUGUCAUGAAUACCUCAAAUCCUCGUAGCAAGAUCGGCCUGUUUGACCUGGAAGUAAACUGCCUCACGAAGAUCCUCUUUGGCGCUUUGGUGGUGGUGUCGCUGGUCAUGGUUGCCCUUCAGCACUUCGCCGGCCGUUGGUACCUGCAGAUCAUCCGCUUCCUCCUCUUGUUCUCCAACAUCAUCCCCAUCAGUUUGCGUGUGAACCUGGACAUGGGCAAGAUCGUGUACAGCUGGGUGAUCCGAAGGGAUUCAAAAAUCCCCGGGACCGUGGUUCGUUCCAGCACGAUUCCUGAGCAGCUGGGGAGGAUUUCUUACUUACUCACAGACAAGACAGGAACUCUUACCCAGAAUGAGAUGGUUUUCAAACGGCUCCAUCUAGGCACCGUGGCCUAUGGCCUCGACUCAAUGGAUGAAGUACAAAGCCACAUAUUUAGUAUUUAUACCCAGCAGUCCCAGGACCCCCCUGCUCAGAAGGGCCCCACGCUCACCACCAAAGUCCGGCGGACCAUGAGCAGCCGUGUGCAUGAAGCGGUGAAGGCCAUUGCGCUCUGCCACAACGUGACUCCCGUGUACGAGUCCAACGGCGUGACCGACCAGGCUGAGGCCGAGAAGCACUACGAAGACUCCUGCCGUGUGUACCAGGCGUCCAGCCCGGAUGAGGUGGCCCUGGUACAGUGGACUGAAAGCGUGGGCUUGACCCUGGUGGGCCGCGACCAGUCUUCCGUGCAGCUGAGGACCCCUGGCGACCAGAUUCUGAACUUCACCAUCCUGCAGAUCUUCCCUUUCACCUACGAAAGCAAGCGCAUGGGCAUCAUCGUGAGGGAUGAAUCAACUGGAGAAAUCACAUUUUACAUGAAAGGAGCAGAUGUCGUCAUGGCUGGCAUCGUGCAGUACAACGACUGGCUGGAGGAGGAGUGUGGAAACAUGGCCCGAGAAGGGCUGCGGGUGCUCGUUGUGGCGAAGAAGUCUCUGGCAGAGGAGCAGUAUCAGGACUUUGAAGCCCGCUACGUCCAGGCCAAGCUGAGUGUGCAUGACCGCUCUCUCAAAGUGGCCACCGUGAUUGAGAGCCUGGAGAUGGAGAUGGAGCUGCUGUGCCUGACGGGGGUGGAAGACCAGCUGCAGGCAGAUGUGCGGCCCACCCUGGAGACCCUGAGGAACGCCGGCAUCAAGGUUUGGAUGCUGACGGGAGACAAGCUGGAGACGGCCACAUGCACAGCAAAGAAUGCACAUCUGGUGACCAGAAACCAGGACAUCCACGUUUUUCGGCUGGUGACCAACCGCGGUGAGGCCCACCUCGAGCUGAACGCCUUCCGCCGGAAGCACGACUGUGCGCUGGUCAUCUCCGGAGACUCCCUGGAGGUGUGCCUCAAGUACUACGAGUAUGAGUUCAUGGAGCUGGCCUGCCAGUGCCCGGCCGUGGUCUGCUGCCGCUGUGCCCCCACCCAGAAAGCCCAGAUCGUGCGCCUGCUUCAGGAGCGCACUGGAAAGCUCACCUGUGCAGUAGGUGAUGGAGGCAAUGAUGUCAGCAUGAUUCAGGAAUCUGACUGUGGUGUGGGCGUCGAGGGAAAGGAGGGAAAGCAGGCUUCCCUGGCUGCAGACUUCUCCGUCACUCAGUUCAAGCACCUGGGCCGGUUGCUUGUGGUGCACGGCCGGAACAGCUAUAAGCGGUCGGCUGCCCUCAGCCAGUUCGUGAUCCACAGGAGCCUCUGUAUCAGCACCAUGCAGGCUGUCUUUUCCUCCGUGUUUUAUUUUGCCUCCGUUCCUCUCUAUCAAGGAUUCCUCAUCAUCGGGUACUCUACCAUCUACACCAUGUUCCCCGUGUUUUCUCUGGUCCUGGACAAAGAUGUCAAGUCGGAGGUCGCCAUGCUAUACCCCGAGCUCUACAAGGACCUCCUCAAGGGGCGACCGUUGUCCUACAAGACAUUCUUGAUAUGGGUUUUGAUUAGCAUCUAUCAAGGGAGUACCAUCAUGUAUGGGGCACUCCUGCUGUUUGAGUCGGAAUUCGUGCACAUCGUGGCGAUUUCCUUCACAUCACUGAUCCUCACGGAGCUGCUGAUGGUGGCCCUGACGAUCCAGACCUGGCACUGGCUCAUGACGGUGGCCGAGCUGCUCAGUCUGGCCUGCUACAUCGCUUCCCUGGUGUUCCUACAUGAGUUCAUCGAUGUGUACUUCAUCGCCACGCUGUCGUUCUUGUGGAAAGUCUCUGUUAUCACUCUGGUCAGCUGUCUCCCCUUGUACGUCCUCAAGUAUCUGCGAAGACGAUUCUCCCCUCCCAGCUACUCGAAGCUCACUUCGUAGGCGGAGGGGACUCGGUCUCUGCGUGUUCCUGAUGGACAGAGUUCAAGUUCCAUUUAUAUUACCCACCACCUGUGGAUUCUGCAGUAAUUGCUAACACGUGCAGUUCUGAUGUGCAGAAGCUCUGCACAGAGUCCUCACACUGAGUAGACAGGAGGGAGGUCCUAAGAGGGGCCCACGCAGGCCUGUUUGAACCCCUGGUGACGCAUUUUUGGGUGAAUGUGAAUAUGUGAAAACUGGUGGCUCAGCCAAGAGAUUGAUAGUAUGGGUCACUGUGCAAGUUUCCUUGUGACUUGAAUUUUGUUGUCAUGUGAUAAAAGCUUCUGUCUAAUUGAAGAUGGCAGAAGGUUUUUUGUUUUUCAGCCCGAACAUAUGUGUAGUCUUUAUGUCUUUCUCACUCCUAAAAUCUGGGUUUGGAGAAAUAUGAAGCUCCCAGUAUAAGUUUGGGGGAAAAGGCUGUGAUAUUUGGCAAAAAAGUUAUCUAGACAAUAAUCUCACUUUGGAAAUGCCGGACAUCCUCUCUAAGGCAGCCCUGCUUACUGAUGUGCUUACUGACAUCCCAGGAUUACAAAACGCAAAGGAGAGGAGAGGAGAGUGCCACGAAUCAAGGCUGUCACCCUUCAUCUGAGGCAACCUCUACAGCCCUCGAGUUAACGUCGCCGGCCACCUCAUAAAAGAGUUUCAAAGGUGUUACCCUGCGUUGUGGGGACCUGGUAGCAAUCAUAAAACCUGUGGCCAUCUGAGGACACCCUCUGACAUUUUCAGCUGAGCUGUUUUAGCAGGAAACGUGCCACCGAACAGCCUCUAAAUGUGUCGACAGUGUGAUAAGAGACUCAACUAAUUUCUUAGACAACAUCGCACAUGUGGCUCAGACCCUGAGUGCGAAGUGGAAAGGUCAGGGACUGGGGCUCUUUACUUCCACUGAAAUCUGUUUCCUGUUAGGAGGACUUAUUGAAGAUGCAAUGGCAAAGGCAGAGGCAUCUUACCGGGUUGCCAUUUAUCGGUGGCAGCUUCAAGAAAGGGGCCCUGGUGGGAGGAGGCCCAGGCAACAGCUUUGGGGUCUGGGCUCUGUUCCACUGCCUACAGAUUUCAAGCGGAACUUGCUGAAAGGCAGCCAGUAGUAAAGAUUCCUCCCGCACCAGGAUGGAGGACAUGCAUGUGUGUUUCUUAUAAAGCUGUGGCUUCUCAUUUCAGAGGAAGAAAGGAGUUUGCAAGCGCUGGACGUGGCAGGGCAAGGCAUUCUUGGGUUUUCAAGUCACCUCUUGGAGCAGCCACAUCUGCAUGCCAUAGGGUUAAGUUGGUAGAUCUUCAAGAGCUGACUGUGUUUGAGAUCUGAGAUUUAUGACUGAUUCUUUUUGAGGACAUCCCCGUCAACCCUUCAGCAUGACGCUUCUUUUGCGUGUGUGCUUCAGAGAGGUAAGUUCCAGCCUGGUUGCCGAGGUCCACCACCCGAGGUCUCUUGGAGAGCUGGGGACAGAGGGAGCACAUAGUUCCUCGCCUUGGAGCCCUCUUGAUAUGUCAUGGAUUUGUGGUGCCCUUUUAUAACUUUGUACAAUGACAGUAAGUUGCAGGCACUGGUAAAUUGGUUAUUGAUGUCAUUUCUGUUUUCAGAUCCUGCAGUUUUGUAGAAUUUUCCCUUUCCUGUUCCAGCCAUUUCUGCCGUACAGAAGAGAUCUAUAGAGGAUAGAUACUGCAGCGAAUAGAUUGUUAUUUAGGAAUAGGAUCUUGGUCCAAAUAUUUCAGAAAGUUUGAGCAGGUCUGACUCUUUCCUGAGUGAUCUGAGGUUGCUUCCAAGUUCAAGGGGGGAGAAUGUUGUGCUCAGUGUUUUUACACCUCUGUCUGUCUUUUUGGAAGUCAGACUGUAAAACUGGACGUCAUAAGCAGUUCCACUCUGAGUGUAAAAACCCAGAACCUAGCCUUGUUCACAGCCAGGUGAUGGCUCUGGCACGUAGAUUCUUGUGGAACCCUCAUCAGGAAAGUUUAGACGUCCCCUGAAGGUAGAGGGAACGAAGAUGGUCUCUUUGGUCUUUUCCUUAAUUCCUAAUUUUGAUCAAGGUGCAUGAGAUAACUUUUAAAGUCAAACUGCUAAGGUACCACUUGGCAUCUCGAGGAGGGAGCUUCUAAGAGGGGCUGAAGUAGCCAUCCUGGAAGUCAAAGGAUGCUCGUCAGUGCCAUGACAUGCCUCUCUGUGCAGCCAUCUUGGACACAUGCUGAUGGACGCAAUCAAGGGCAAAAGGGAACAGAACCCAGGUGGACCCACCAUGUUGUCCGACCACCAUGUCGGUGCACAGCCUGCUCUCGUCACCUGCUGGGACUCCCUGAGCAUCUUGGAUUGCGUGAUUCGUGUGCUUCUCCAAUUCAGACCCCAAGACAGCAGCCUCAAGUCAGCUGAGAGCAUGCAGUCCUUGCUGGCACGUGUCAGACUGUGUCCGAACAAAGAACUGGUACGUGUGGGUGCUUCUGGGGGGCUGCUCCUUGUGACGGAAGACAGGUGAACGAAGCAUUGAGCUAUUGUGCAGGAAACUCCUGAGUUCACAAGCAUAAGGAUUCUGUUGGCAUUUGUCUUGGUUCACCAAUCUGGAAAGAACUUAGGAAGCCCCACUCACCCCUUCCCUUUGCUUCGAGACUCAGUGGGACCAAACUCUCCGGCAGCUGAUUUAUUUUGAGGCCAGAGGCCCCAUGGCACGCAAUCAGUGCUGUUUAAAUAUUUUUCCUUAAGGUAAAAAUUAUGAUUCCCCCUACCCCCCGACGACACUAGGUAUUUCUGUCAGAGCAAGUCCUUCUAUUUUAGUUACUUUUAUUACAUCUUUUGGUGACAGUUGUGUGUGUGUGGGGAGAAUGGGAUCUACCUAGUUUCUUUUUUCCUUCCUUCCUCCUUUUCUCCAAGAAAAGGACCAGAUCAGUAAUUGAGUACUUGCUCAUAUCUGACAGUUUAGACUGUAGUUUUGAGGGUGUGCACGUGCACAUGCGUGUCACGUAAGGUGCUGGGUGAGACUGGUGGCUGCUCAGGGCAAGCAAGGAAGGACGUCCCAGGAAGCAUCUUGACAGUGGAGCACACCACCUGUUUACAGCCACCCGGGGCAGGGAGACCAAGACCUGGGAUUUCUCCCACUGUUAGCAUUCGUAUAUCCAGACCCCAGACUCAACCCCCUUAGUAAGUGAAACCCUUUUUUGUAGCUGUAAGCCUACAUACCAGCAUCUGCUUAUCCUUUCCUCAGUGGGUUCUCUGCUGAAAAUUGAGGUCAUGCGGACAACUUUUGAAUGUAUUUUGAGUUUUGUGCUCUUUGGAAAUUGCCACAAUAAUGCCUAUAUUUCUUCCUCCAGACUUUUGUUUUUAUACUUUGUUUUUACUGCAGUUGGGAUCAGAACACCCUCACUCCAUUAUGGGGCAGCAUUUUAAACCUUUGCCAAAGUUGCAAAUGGGACCUACGUGUUCUUCUGCUCCAUCCUAUUUAAGACAAACACCUAUCAGCUAUUGUUUUCUUUAUUUUUUUCUGUGUGUGAUUGAAACGUGUGUGUGUGUGAGUGCAUGAUGUCAUCUCAAGUUUUUUGAAGAGAUUAUUUGGUUUGCAUUAAAAUUUCUUCACUUCCAGCUUUGUUUUCAUUAAAAAAAACAGCACUUUGUAAACAAAAUAUUUUAAUUUCACCCUACCUUAUUUUAAUGUAAAGCUUUUUGUCGUUUAUAUAUACUUCUUAGGAAAUAUUUCCAUUAAUUAUGUCCAUGUCAUCUUGAAAAAAAUACAUAUUUUUGAAUGGAACUGAAAAGUCUAUGUGAGCAGCACCCCUAAUUCUUUGAGUUUUCUAGCAUCUUCUUACGCCAAAGCAGCGUUACCUGUGACUCACGGCACGGUUGGAGGUAUAGUCUGAUAAUGUCACUGGGCAAUGUGAGUGAACAUUGUGUUUGUGGGGGACAAGUGUGUGUGGGGGUGUGUUAUCUGCAAAAAAAAAAAAAAUUUGUGGCUUACUAUUUUGUUGCAAUGGGGCAAACUGUGAACUCUAGGAUUUUGUGACGUCCUCAUUAGUAGGUCUCUGUAACCCUCAUUGCAAAUAUUCACCAGAGCAGCGUUUCUUCGUUAGAGGACAGCUCUGGUGCAGUGUGCUUCAGUUCAGCGGGAACUCCCAGAUGCUUUAAACUCUCAGUCCUGUGAUGACACACAUGUGAUCCUGCGUGUUUCCGAGCAGUUUUACUUUCAUUGUCUGCCAGCGUGACCUGUUGCUGUUGCCCAAUAAAGCUUGUGUACUUUAUGCUU
This is a messenger RNA of Manis pentadactyla (Chinese pangolin), 7665 nucleotides long. RefSeq names its product ATPase phospholipid transporting 9A (putative) (gene ATP9A). The record is from RefSeq and is a predicted model, not a curated record. The transcript has 28 exons. Gene Ontology annotation, molecular function: ATPase-coupled intramembrane lipid carrier activity; magnesium ion binding; ATP binding. Bases 65 to 3418 code for a protein of 1117 amino acids. NCBI's taxonomy places the organism in Eukaryota, Metazoa, Chordata, Mammalia, Pholidota, Manidae. Gene Ontology annotation, cellular component: trans-Golgi network; plasma membrane; endosome. Gene Ontology annotation, biological process: retrograde vesicle-mediated transport, Golgi to endoplasmic reticulum; phospholipid translocation; endocytosis.